This is a messenger RNA of Brassicogethes aeneus, 1576 nucleotides long. Lineage: Eukaryota; Metazoa; Arthropoda; Insecta; Coleoptera; Nitidulidae. The record is from the annotation of a GenBank genome assembly.
AUGGUACCAAUGAUUUUCAUCAGUACAUACCAUGAGGUGGCCAACGCCGCUAGUACUGCUGACCUUCGUGGUCCUCAGCGUAAAAAGUGAAGAUUUUUCGGCUAGCGAGGAAGAGGUGCCAAAGGCAGUCCCCAAAUCAGGGGACGUGGUUUACUUGAUUGAUGUUAUUUCCCCUGUGGUGGACCCUAGUACACAAGACGACGGUAUCAGCAAUGAUAUCAGUGCAGUUAAAGAAUACAAGCACAGUUUGCUUUUGGUGAGACCCAUUCCAGCUGAUGAAGCCGGAGAUGGAGUUUACUUUAGACCCCAAAAUGGCAAACCGUUGGAUGAACCUCAAACUUUAAAGGUGUCUCCCCCAAAAAUUCGCAGACGUCGUUCCUAUAAUAAAGGAAGCAGCGGCGGUGGAUUCGGAGGUGGCGGUGGAGGCGGGGGCGGUGGCUUCGGCGGCGGUUUUGGAGGCGGCAGUGGAGGAGGUUUCGGAGGUGGAUUUGGAGGUGGUAGCAGUGGUGGAGGCGGCGGAGGAGGCGGCGGCGGAGGCGGUCUCGGUUCACUUUUAGCCGGACUUACAGGUGGCGGACACGGGGGUCAAACUGGAGGUUACGGCGGUAACAGUGGAUACGGCGGCGGUAAAGGGGGCGGAGGUGGAAUAGGUGGCGGCGGUGGUUUCGGAGGCGGUGGAGGCGGCAGCCCAGGUGGCGGUGGAUACGUAAAACCCCAACCACAAGCUGUGCUCAUACCCAUUGGAGGCGGCGGUAAAGGAGGCGGAGGUGGUUAUGGAGGUGGCGGAAGCUCAGGUGCCUACGUCGCUCCUGGAGGAGGUUAUGGAGGACAAGGAGGUGGCCUUGGAGGCGGUGGCGGUGGAGGAAUAGGCGGCGGUGGCGGCGGUGGAAUUGGUGGUGGUGGUUCGUCAGGUGGAUACGGUGGCGGACCCGGAGGCGGCUAUGGAGGCGGUAAAGGAGGCGACGGAUAUGGCGGGGGCGGUGGUCUCGGCGGAGGCGGUGGUCUCGGUGGAGGCAGUGGUCACGGUGGAGGCGGUGGUCUCGGUGGAGGCAGUGGUCACGGUGGAGGCGGAGGUCUCGGUGGAGGCGGUGGUCUUGGAGGAGGCGGUGGACUUGGCGGAGGCGGUGGUAGCCAUGGUGGCUACGGGGGACCUGGUAGUUCCGGUAUUUCAUUUCCUGGAGGCGGUGGAUCCGGAGGUGGUGGUGGAGGAGGCGGUGGUGGAGGAGGAGGCCUCGGCGGAGGUUCUUCCGGCGGAAACUACGGAGGUGGUAACUACGGAGGUGGUUCCCAUGGUGGAGGUGGUUCCCAUGGUGAUGGUGGUAACUAUGGUGGCAGUGGAGGUUGUGAUACCUGUGGUGGAGGCGGCAAAGGUGGUGCCUAUGCCAGUGCCAAAGCUACUGCCUCUGCAGGAAGCUAUGGAAAAUAACCAUGUCAAUUGAGUAAAUGCAAAAAUUGUAUUGUAAUAUAGAUUAAGUUUGUACUGAAAUUUAUAAAUAAAGAUUUAUUUAAAAUAAACUCGUUAUUUUAAUUAUUUUGUUGUUUUUAUAAUAUUUUAUAAUUAAAAUUAAGCUUCAAG